GUAUUCCCUAACGCAACACAUUGUCUAUGUACAUAUCACAUAUCAAAUAAUUUGAAGAUGCAUUUUAAGACAGAAACUCAGUUGGUAAAGGACGCUUUUCAUGCAGCGGCAAGAGCAUAUACAGUCGAGGAGUUUGAUAGAUAUAUGUCAGAGAUAAGGAAGUUAGAUCCUAGUGUGGUAACAUUUUUGGUAAAACUUGGAGUACACAAGUGGGCAAGAGCUCAUUGUCGGAGUAACAGGUACUUCACCAUGACUUCUAAUGCUGCUGAAACAAUUAAUUCUGCGAUAAGGUCAUUGAGGGAGCUCCCGAUUACAACAUUGUUAGAGGCACUUAGAGACAUGCAACAACGUUGGAGUGCGGCGAAUAGAGAUGAAGCGAAGUCCACAUUCACUGCGCUUGCCAAGAAACCUCAUAGUAUGUUGGAAAAUAACUACAAGAUAGCCACAAGAUUCUAU
This is a messenger RNA of Striga hermonthica, 456 nucleotides long. Lineage: Eukaryota; Viridiplantae; Streptophyta; Magnoliopsida; Lamiales; Orobanchaceae. The record is from the annotation of a GenBank genome assembly.